Molecule: messenger RNA, 4665 nt
Organism: Xiphophorus hellerii (green swordtail)
Lineage: Eukaryota; Metazoa; Chordata; Actinopteri; Cyprinodontiformes; Poeciliidae
Gene: gria3b
Product: glutamate receptor, ionotropic, AMPA 3b
Exons: 16
Coding region: 203-2845 (880 amino acids)
Biological process (GO): monoatomic ion transport
Cellular component (GO): membrane
Molecular function (GO): signaling receptor activity; ligand-gated monoatomic ion channel activity
Source: RefSeq, a predicted model, not a curated record
CCUCUCUUUCUUAGUUGCAAAAAAAAAAAAAAAAUAGAAAAAAUGUUCUGCAGCUGGGCUGCACCUCAAUGAAUGAAUUGGUGCACUGUGAGCCACCACCAUCUACCCACUGGAUUUCCAUUUAUUCCCGGCAUCCAUCCCGAACAUAUGAAUCUGCUUAGACAGAGCCUUUUAAGGAGUUGAAAAGAUCAGGUCGGAGAAAAUGGCACAACGCGUGGUUUUCUUUUUGCUGUGGCUCUUUGACCAGACCUCAGCCGGAUUUCCGAAUCAGAUUAACAUCGGGGGACUGUUCAUGCGAUCCACGGUGCAGGAGCACAGCGCGUUCAGGUUUGCUGUCCAACUCUACAACACCAACCAAAACACCACCGAGAAGCCCUUCCACCUCAACUACAACGUCGACAAUCUCGAGUCGUCCAACAGCUUCUCGGUCACCCAUGCAUUUUGCUCCCAGUUCUCCCGUGGGGUGUACGCCAUCUUCGGAUUCUACGACAAGAAGUCCAUGAACACCUUGACCUCCUUCUGCGGCGCUCUGCACACCUCCUUUGUCACGCCCAGUUACCCCACCGAUAACGAGGUGCAGUUUGUCAUCCAGAUGCGGCCGACCCUGAGAGGUGCUGUGCUCAGCCUGCUCUCCUACUACAAGUGGCAGAAGUUUGUUUACCUCUAUGACACCGAUCGAGGUUUUUCCAUCCUGCAGGCUAUUAUGGAGGCAGCAGUGGCCAACAACUGGCAGGUGACUGCUCGCUCUGUCAGCAGCACAACGAACGCAACAGAGUUCAAGCAAGUCAUUGAAGAGAUGGACAGGAGGCAGGAGAAGCGCUAUGUGAUCGACUGCGAGGUGGACCGUAUCGAUACUAUAUUGGAACAGGUUGUGACCGCGGGGAAGAACAGCCAUGGUUACCACUACAUUCUGGUCAAUCUUGGAUUUUCGAAUGUGAGUAUGGGCAAAGUCAUUGCUGGAGGAGCCAACAUUUCAGGGUUUCAGAUCGUCAACCCUGAGAACCCAAUUGUGCAGCAGUUCAAACAGCGAUGGGACCAGCUGGAUGAAAGAGAAUUCCCAGAAGCUCGCAACGCUCCUCUGAAGUACACCUCUGCUCUGACCCACGACGCCAUCCUAGUGAUAGCCGAGGCAUUCAGGUACCUGAGGCGCCAACGUGUAGACGUCUCUCGUCGAGGCAGCGCAGGAGACUGUCUGGCAAAUCCCGCCGUACCCUGGAGCCAGGGCAUAGACAUCGAGAGAGCUCUGAAAACGGUCCAGCUGCAGGGGAUGACUGGGAAUAUCCAGUUUGACAACUAUGGCCGCAGGACCAAUUACACAAUAGAGAUACAUGAAAUGAAAAAGGAUGGGCCAAAGAAGAUUGGUUGCUGGAACGAGUACACAGGAUUUGUAAAUAUUAUGGAUCCUCAGGUCAACAUCUCAGAGGAAAACCGAACCAUUGUGGUCACUACUAUUAUGGAAGCUCCUUAUGUGAUGUACAAGAAAAAUUAUAUGCAUCUGGAGGGGAAUGACAGAUAUGAAGGCUACUGCGUCGAUUUAGCAUCUGAGAUUGCCAAACAUGUUGGAAUUAAGUACAAACUGUCAAUAGUAAUGGACGGCAAGUAUGGAGCCCGAGACCCUGAGACCAAGACGUGGAACGGGAUGGUGGGUGAACUGGUCUAUGGGAGGGCAGAUAUAGCCGUUGCGCCUCUCACCAUUACUCUGGUUCGAGAGGAGGUGAUAGACUUUUCCAAGCCCUUUAUGAGCUUGGGCAUCUCCAUUAUGAUAAAGAAGCCACAAAAAUCCAAGCCUGGCGUUUUCUCCUUCCUGGACCCGCUGGCCUAUGAGAUCUGGAUGUGUAUAGUGUUUGCCUACAUUGGUGUGAGCGUGGUACUGUUCCUGGUCAGUCGGUUCAGCCCGUAUGAGUGGAACCUUGAGGAGCAGGAUGAGACCAAAGACCCCCAGACUCCCCCCGAUCCUCCCAAUGACUUUGGCAUCUUCAACUCUCUGUGGUUCUCACUGGGCGCCUUCAUGCAGCAGGGCUGCGACAUCUCUCCAAGGUCUCUUUCAGGGCGUAUUGUUGGUGGUGUUUGGUGGUUCUUCACCCUCAUCAUCAUCUCCUCCUACACUGCCAACCUGGCUGCCUUCUUGACUGUGGAGAGAAUGGUGUCACCUAUAGAGAGUGCAGAGGAUCUAGCAAAGCAGACAGAGAUUGCGUACGGCACUCUGGACUCAGGCUCGACAAAAGAGUUUUUCAGGCGAUCCAAAAUAGCGGUGUACGAGAAGAUGUGGUCUUACAUGAAAUCCGCAGAGCCCAAUGUGUUUGUGAAGACCACGCCAGAUGGCGUCGCCCGAGUGCGAAAGUCAAAGGGCAAGUUUGCCUUUCUCCUUGAGUCCACGAUGAACGAGUACAUCGAGCAGCGGAAGCCGUGCGACACCAUGAAAGUGGGAGGGAACCUCGACUCCAAAGGCUACGGUGUGGCGACGCCCAAAGGCUCAGCAUUAAGAAAUGCUGUUAACCUGGCAGUUUUAAAACUGAAUGAGCAAGGCCUCUUGGACAAAUUGAAAAACAAAUGGUGGUACGACAAGGGAGAGUGCGGCAGCGGGGGAGGUGACUCCAAGGACAAGACAAGUGCUCUCAGCCUAAGCAAUGUGGCAGGAGUCUUCUAUAUUCUGGUUGGAGGGCUGGGGCUGGCUAUGAUGGUGGCUCUCAUAGAGUUCUGUUAUAAAUCACGACAAGAAACCAAACGGCUAAAAUUGGCCAAGAAUACCCAGAAUUUUAAGCCGGCUCCCCCGACCAACACCCAGAACUUUGCCACAUACAGAGAAGGCUACAACGUGUACGGAACCGAGAGCGUUAAGAUCUAGAGGUUUACGAAACAUUUGAGCCGUCAUCUACAACUGUGACUAAACAUCUGUGAAAGGCACAGGACCACAGGGGUUUGUGCUUCAUGACAUGAUAAUCUGCAUUGACGACACGACUUGACAGGUCAUGGGAAAAGCCGAUGAGGUUUCCUCCGCCUCUCAGUGCCUUAUGGAACUCUGAGUCUAAACAAUGCAACUCGAUCACAAUGAUAAUGCUUUUUUGCUUGAAACUCAUACGAAACAGAAGAAUGAUGCUAAGUUAAAACACACAUUAUAUAUAUAUAUACAUAUAUACUGUAUAUAUGUAUAUAUAUAUACACAGUAUAUAUAUAUAUAUAUACAUAUAUAUAUAUAUAUACUGUAUAUAUGUAUAUAUAUAUACACAGUAUAUAUAUAUAGAAAGGAGAGAAUAAAGCCAUCAUUUACAACUCUUAAGCACAUUUUGAAGUGCCAGAAAGACAAUGUAUAAUACAUGACAAUUGGUUUUCUUGUAAUCAAUAUGAUCAAAUUACUCAUCAUCCUUCUGCUGCCAGAUUUCCACUGGUUCAAUGUGCUAAAUUUAUUUUACUAGAUCUACUCAGUGCACUGUAGGACACUGGUUCUUAGAUAAUAGCUUUUUAUGCUGCUGUGAAUCCCUUCGAAUGACCAUGAACUUGAAGAGGAAAGAUCUGUUGCAUUGGAGCGAAGUGCUUGUCAAGCUCGAAACAAAGAUGCGUGUUGUUUGUACUUAGAACUCUGGUGCUGCUGCCAACGUUGUCUUCGGGAAAGUCUGAUGGGACUCCGGAAGGAAGGAAGAAGAUGACAUGAAGCAGGACCUGAUUCCCACUUCCAAUACUGCCAAGAGUGUGUUUUGUAUGACAAUGAUUAUGUAGUCUGGCUAAAGAAAAUGCGUUUGGGAUAUAUAUGAUUUGUAAAAUACCAAGGAGGUUUUGAUGCUCUGAAAAGUCUUUCCCUGAAACCUAGAUUAAUUCAAGUCUUCUUUACAUCAAAGUAAAACCAAACAUAUGGGUACUUCAGUUGUGAAUUAACUGUAGUCCGAUUAAAGGCUUGCAGUAAAGUUUUUUUCUGUAUUUUUUUGAUUUCUUGGAUUUUAUGUCAAAUUGCACAUUUUCCAAUGAGCUGUGGUUUGCUUUCAAAAAUGAUUUUCUUCCAUGAAAAUUAAAGUGUUUAGUGAUUUUACUUAGUAAAUGAAAAAUAUAUAAAUACAACAAAAAAAUAGACUUUUUAUAAGAUGACACUGGGGCAUCUCCUGGAGCUUAGCACAUUUCCAUACUGCUGUAAUCAAUUGUGUUCUUUCAUAAAGACUGUGAUUCCAUAGGAUUUAGGAGGAUAUUUAUCUAAUUACCUAAAGCUAUGGGCAGAUAGUUUUAUAUUAAAAAAGAUACAAUGUGAAGACAAAUAAAGAGUAAGCAGGAGAGAUGUGUAUAUUUAGACAAAUGAGAAUUACUUAUUAACUUUAUGACAGAUUGGGUUUUCCCUUCUUACAUUAUUUUUUUUUUUUUUUCUAAAGAACUGCAUGUGAAAAUCAGUGAUGCUUGAUGAGCCCUGCUACGCACAAACUGAUCCUAGGUUUAAUGCUAGAAAUAAAGUCCUGAUUCUUUAAAAAAAAAACAAAAAAAAACUUGUUUGAAUUUGUUUUGAUUUUUAGUAGGUGUCACCUCCUGCAGAAAUAACCAGAUAAAAAAAAACAAGACAAACAAAUGAAAUCACCAAGCGUCGUAGUGGUUACAAAAGAUGCAUGCAUAAAUUGCUGAACCUCAUCGAAGGAGGUGCUGUACAAAGAAUUUUAAUACAUUUUUGUAAAUAAAAUGUACAGAAAGGUC